GGGGGAGUGGGUAAGGGAACCAGCACCACCUCACACAGGGAGACUUGGGCAGUACUAAAACCAUGUCAAAGAUGGGAAGGAUCGUGUUCUACGAGGACAAGAACUACCAGGGCCGACGCUAUGAGUGUGACAGCGACUGCACAGACUUCCAUUCCUACCUGAGCCGCUGCAACUCCAUCAAGGUAGAUAGCGGCUGCUGGGUGCUGUACGAGAGGCCCAACUACACCGGCUACCAGUAUGUACUGACCAGGGGAGAGUACCCUGACUACCAGCGCUGGAUGGGCCUCAACGACCACGUCUGCUCCUGCAAGAUGGUUCACUUUGCUAGCGGUAUCCCCUACAAGCUGCAGCUGUAUGGGAAGGGAGACUUGGCAGGCCAGGCGUUCGAGGCCACCGAGGACUGCCCCUCCGUGCUGGAGAAGUUCCACUGGCGCGAGGUGCACUCCUGCAAGGUGCUGGGCGGCUGGUGGGUCUUCUACGAGCACCCCAACUACAAGGGCCGUCAGUAUCUCCUGGAGAAGGGCGAGUACCGCAAGCCCACGGACUGGGGCGCGGUGUGUCCCAACGUCCAGUCCUUCAGACGCCUCACUGAGUAACCAGGGUCUAGAGUUGUCCCCCUCUCGCCCAACCAAUCCGAUCCCUCCUGCCCAAUGCUCGAUCAAGUCAUCUCCUACCAUUCUCAACACCAACCAAUGGGCACCCAAGAGAUGGGCCUAACACUGAGCCACGGCCACCAGCUAAAAUAAAACCCUGGCUGGCAAGCAGCUGAGCAGUUGUGUUUUUAUUGUGUGUUUGGUGUCUGACAAUGUCUAAUACAGCCAACAACC
Molecule: messenger RNA, 827 nt
Organism: Salmo salar (Atlantic salmon)
Lineage: Eukaryota; Metazoa; Chordata; Actinopteri; Salmoniformes; Salmonidae
Source: RefSeq, a predicted model, not a curated record